Vicia faba (fava bean) is the source of this 3183-nucleotide messenger RNA. NCBI's taxonomy places the organism in Eukaryota, Viridiplantae, Streptophyta, Magnoliopsida, Fabales, Fabaceae. The record is from the annotation of a GenBank genome assembly.
AUGAGUCACAGAGGAAUGGACCGCGACGACGAAGACGACGAGGAUUACGAAGAGCAGGGCGUUGAUUUCGACGAAGAGGAGGCGGAUGAGGAAGAGGAGGAAAGAGGCGCUGGAAAGAAGCGGAGGAGAUCUAGCUAUAUCGAUGAUGAUGCGGACGAGGUUGAUGAAGACGAGGAGGAAGAGGAUGAUGGAGAUGAUGAUUACGAUGGCGGCGGAAAAGCUAGCAGCCGGAAGCGGCAGUACAAGAAAGUUUCUGCUUCGAAUUUCUUUGAUGAAGAGGCUGAGGUUGAUACGGAUGAUGAAGAGGAGGAAGAAGAAGGAGAAGACGAUUUCAUUGUUCAGCCUGAAAAUGAUCUGCCAGAGGAUGACGAUAAUAGAGGGAGGCCCCGGCACAGACUGCCACCCCACCAAGAAGAACAUGAAGAUCUUGAAGCAGUAGCAAGGAGCAUUCAAGAGAGAUAUGGUAAGCAUCGGAUGGCAGAAUAUGAAGAAGAAACUACCGAUGUAGAACAACAAGCACUUCUGCCGUCUGUGAGAGACCCAAAGCUGUGGAUGGUCAAAUGUGCGAUUGGCCGCGAGCGUGAAACAGCUGUUUGCCUCAUGCAAAAGUACAUAGAUAAGGGAUCUGAAUUGCAAAUUAGAUCAGCUAUUGCACUUGAUCAUCUUAAAAACUAUAUAUAUGUGGAGGCAGAUAAAGAAGCUCAUGUUAGAGAGGCUUGUAAAGGUCUUCGAAAUAUAUUUGGACAAAAAAUAACACUUGUCCCAAUAAGAGAAAUGACCGAUGUGCUAUCAGUUGAAAGCAAAGUUAUUGAUCUUGCUAGAGAUACAUGGGUUAGAAUGAAGAUAGGCACUUAUAAGGGGGACCUCGCCAAAGUUGUGGAUGUUGAUAAUGUGCGACAGAGGGUUACUGUGAAACUAAUUCCGAGAAUAGACUUACAGGCUCUCGCAAACAAGUUGGAAGGUAGAGAGGUUGUGAAAAAGAAGGCAUUUGUUCCCCCUCCUCGUUUUAUGAAUGUUGAUGAAGCUAGGGAACUGCAUAUCCGUGUGGAGCAUAGGCGUGAUGCCUAUGGGGAACGGUUUGAUGCCAUUGGUGGCAUGAUGUUCAAAGAUGGGUUCUUAUACAAAACUGUAUCUAUUAAAUCCCUCAGUGCCCAGAACAUCAAUCCUACGUUUGAUGAGCUUGAAAAGUUUCGUAAACCAGGCGAGAAUGGAGAUGUAGCCAGUUUGUCAACUCUGUUUGCAAACAGAAAGAAAGGACAUUUCAUGAAGGGUGAUGCUGUUAUUGUUGUCAAGGGUGAUUUGAAGAAUUUGAAGGGAUGGGUGGAGAAAGUGGAUGAGGACAAUGUUCAUAUAAGGCCAGAAAUAAAGGGUCUUCCUAAAACUCUUGCAGUAAAUGAAAAGGAACUUGUUAAAUAUUUUGAACCUGGAAACCAUGUUAAAGUUGUUUCUGGUGCUCAAGAGGGUGCGACUGGCAUGGUUGUAAAGGUGGAGCAGCAUGUUCUGAUCUUAAUAUCUGAUACCACAAAGGAGCAUAUCCGUGUGUUUGCAGAUGAUGUUGUAGAGAGUUCGGAAGUAACCACCGGCGUGACUAGAAUUGGGGACUAUGAACUUCGUGAUCUUGUAUUGCUAGAUAAUUUGAGUUUUGGUGUGAUAAUCCGUGUAGAGAGCGAAGCAUUUCAGGUUCUUAAGGGGGUCCCUGACAGACCUGAAGUUGUGCUUGUUAAAUUAAGAGAGAUCAAGUGUAAGAUAGAGAAGAAAAUAAAUGUGCAAGACAGGUUUAAAAAUACAAUAUCAUCAAAAGAUGUUGUGAAGAUAGUUGAUGGUCCCUGUAGAGGCAAACAAGGUCCUGUGGAGCACAUAUACAGAGGGAUCUUGUUCAUCUUUGAUCGCCAUCAUCUUGAACAUGCGGGCUUUAUAUGUGUUAAGGCCCACUCAUGUGUAGUUGUUGGAGGUUCUCGCUCCAACGGUGACAGAAAUGGUGAUGCGUAUGGAAGAUUCUCCGGUUUUAAAAAUCCACCUCGCAUUCCACAGUCCCCAAAGAGGUUUUCUCGAGGAGGGCAUCCGUCUGACUCUGGAGGGAGGCAUAGGGGUGGUGGAAGGGGGCAUGAUGGUUUGACUGGUGCAACUGUUAAAGUACGCAUGGGUUCGUAUAAAGGUUAUCGUGGACGUGUUAUAGAAGUUAAAGGAACAUCUGUCCGGGUUGAAUUGGAGUCCCAGAUGAAGGUUGUAACAGUUGAUCGCAAUCAUAUAACUGACAAUGUGGCUGUUACCCCACAACGUGAAACAUCUCGAUAUGGGAUGGGAAGUGAAACCCCAAUGCAUCCAUCUCGAACUCCUUUGCAUCCAUAUAUGACUCCGAUGAGAGAUCCCGGAGCAACUCCAAUUCAUGAUGGAAUGAGGACACCUAUGCGUGAUCGUGCUUGGAAUCCUUAUGCACCAAUGAGUCCUGCUAGGGAUAACUGGGAAGAUGGAAAUCCAGGCUCUUGGGGAGCCAGUCCACAGUACCAGCCAGGAAGCCCUCCUUCCCGACCAUAUGAAGCCCCAACUCCUGGUGCUGGUUGGGCUAAUACUCCUGGUGGCAAUUAUAGUGAGGCUGGAACCCCACGGGACAGUUCUGCCUACGCGAAUGCUCCUAGCCCAUAUUUACCAUCAACACCAGGUGGGCAGCCUAUGACACCAAAUUCCGCGUCUUAUCUUCCUGGCACCCCCGGAGGACAGCCUAUGACUCCCGGAACUGGCGGUCUAGACAUGAUGUCUCCGGUAUUAGGUGGGGACAAUGAAGGGCCUUGUCUUAUGCCAGACAUAUUGGUCAACGUACACAGGGCUGGAGAAGAAUCUGUUGGAGUUAUAAAAGAAGUUCUUCCGGAUGGUUCUUAUAAGGUAGCUCUUGGGUCUAGUGGAAAUGGUGAAACCAUUUUUGUUGCUUAUAAAUGUGUCCUAAGGGAUGGUUCUUAUAAGGUAGCUCUUGGGUCUAGUGGAAAUGGUGAAACAUUAACUGCCCUUCCUGCUGAAAUGGAGGCUGUAAUUCCAAGAAAAUCUGAUAAGAUAAAGAUAAUGGGAGGGGCGUUGCGGGGUUCCACUGGCAAGUUGAUCGGUGUGGAUGGCACUGAUGGCAUUGUUAGAGUAGAUGAUACAUUGGAUGUGAAGAUUUUAGACUUGGUUAUUUUGGCAAAAUUAGCUUGA